AUGCGCAACGGCCGGUCGCGGGCUUCUUCUCGAUGGGGGGGAUGUAGAGAAGUAAAAGAGUUAAAUAAGUCGCCCGUCCGUCCACCGUUUUUUACGGGCGCGUUCCAACCCCCGCCAGCCCGUCCCAGAUAUCAUCUCACCGAGCUCGAGCAUGGCAGAAAAGGUAUUCUCUUACACAAAGUUCAACUUCGACGCUCUACUCUCCCUCGCAGGACGACUUCGGCGCCGACAAUGUACAUGCGAGGUGACGGCCACGCCAAAGACAGGAAUGGUCACCAUGACAUUGCCUCUGGCGAGACUACGCAGAAAAUGCUCCUCAGUGAAGUUGCGACCCUCAAGUUUCCAAGGGCCAAUACCUCUGUCCCUGUUCCAAAAGUAUCUCUAUUUUUCUUAUUUUCCGUUGAUCCCCAUCGCCCGCUCUCGGAUUAUGGCUGGGCCGAUGUUCGGCGCGCCAAUUACCAGGAUGUCCGCAGCAGCUUCGCCCGCUUCUGCCACUGCCAGAUGGAUCGAGAAAAAGUGAAGCAGCAGCUGGGAGGUCUGCUGCGACAGCUAUCGACAUCAAGACGUCGGAUGGUGUCGAAUCAUGACAUAUUACUAGCACUGUUCAAGACUCUGGCAGGUGUUACCAUCAUCUGCGCCUAA
Messenger RNA from Akanthomyces muscarius, 642 nucleotides. RefSeq lists its product as uncharacterized. The transcript has 8 exons. NCBI's taxonomy places the organism in Eukaryota, Fungi, Ascomycota, Sordariomycetes, Hypocreales, Cordycipitaceae. Bases 1 to 642 code for a protein of 213 amino acids. The record is from RefSeq and is a predicted model, not a curated record.